AUGGUUUCUGAGUCUAUUCUGGAUGAUCGCAUAGACGCAUCCGAGUUAGAAAAAUUCCGUGAUAACUAUUUGGCCGAAUGUGCUCGUGGAAACCCAUCUACAGAUAUUAUCUUCGCAUAUGCAUCCGCUCUCGUACGCUCUAACAAAAAGACGAUUCGUGAAGGUGUCAGAAUCCUCAAAUAUCUCAUAGAAAAUGAGUCACGAGAAUCGUACCAAAGAGACUACAUUUACUACCUUUCUUUGGGUUAUGCACACCUUAAUGAUUACGAUCGAGCUCUCGCCUACAUCGAUAUUCUGUUGAAAUCUGAGGAGGAAAAUCACCAAGCCGUUAAUCUGAAAAAAAUCAUUAAGAAGAAGAUGCAUAAACAUGGAUUCAUCGGAGUAGCUAUAUUUGGUGCAUUUUCAGCUGUCGUUGCUGGUGCUGCAAUUGGCAUUGUGAAAGCUGUAAAAAGUUAA
Auanema sp. JU1783 is the source of this 456-nucleotide messenger RNA. NCBI's taxonomy places the organism in Eukaryota, Metazoa, Nematoda, Chromadorea, Rhabditida, Rhabditidae. The record is from the annotation of a GenBank genome assembly.